UUUCGUCUGGGUUUUGUAUGGGUAGAUUGCUUGUUUGGGGUCUAUUUUUUUAAAGGAUUUUUGCAUUCUUUUUCGAAUAUUGGUUCUAUUUUUUACACUUGUUGAGUAAAUAUUGUCUCUCCUGUCACUCUGUGCAUCGAAUUGUGCCCCUACACCCGAAAUACGCGAGUUCUCAGUUCAACGACCUUGGACAUUGCAUUCGGUGAUCCACUCCACUGGCAUACUGCUGUUUUCUUUACUUUAAAGUGGAGAGCUUUCUCCGCUAGUGUUGUGCUUGCGCGCUGCCCAUCGAUGUUGUGAAGUGGUCUUCCUGCGGCGAGCACCGGUGUCCCAGAUGAUGGACAACGACAGAGGCCUUGGGCUGGACGGGGGCCUGAUGGCGCCCCAGUCGCCCCUGGACAUGAAGCCGGACCCAGCCCUCCUGGGCGUCGGCCCGCACAGUCCAAAUGGUUCACCUGAGCCCGGCAUGUUUUUCAGCUCCUUCAACUCCAUGGGAAGCGGAAUGAUGAACAACUCUGGAGGCUCAGGGCAAACCAAGAAUUCGGGGAGCACAUCCCCCUAUCCACCUAACCAUCCUCUAAGUGGGUCAAAACACCUUUGCUCUAUCUGUGGAGACCGAGCUAGUGGAAAGCAUUACGGAGUGUACAGUUGUGAAGGAUGUAAGGGGUUCUUCAAAAGGACUGUGCGCAAGGAUUUGUCUUACGCAUGCCGUGAGGAUCGGAAUUGCAUUAUUGACAAGCGCCAGAGAAAUAGAUGUCAAUAUUGCCGAUAUCAGAAAUGCCUCAGCAUGGGGAUGAAACGAGAGGCUGUUCAGGAGGAACGACAGCGCACAAGGGACCGGGAUCAAGGUGAAGUUGAAUCAACAAGUACAGUCCACACAGACAUGCGUAUUGAGAUGAUUUUGGAAGCUGAUCGUCGUGUGGAAUGCAAACAAGAGAAUUCUGCAGAUGUGGAGAGGUGGAAUAAGGCGAUCGCAUCUUUUGGUUGUGUGUCGCAGAACGCAAUGACCAACAUCUGCCAGGCUACGAACCGACAGUUGUUCCAGCUAGUGGACUGGGCUAAGAACAUCCCUCACUUUGCAUCUCUGCCCUUGGAGGAUCAGGUGCUACUGUUAAGGGCUGGCUGGAAUGAGUUGCUUAUAGCUGCUUUCUCUCAUCGCUCAAUUGAUGUGGAAGAUGGCAUUGUGCUUGCUAAUGGUCUCACAGUACACCGAAAUUCAGCUCACCAAGCUGGUGUGGGAAAUAUUUUUGACAGAGUUCUUACUGAACUUGUAAAUAAGAUGCGGGACAUGCGGAUGGACAAGUCUGAACUGGCCUGUCUGCGCACCAUUAUUCUUUUUAACCCAGAAGUGAAAGGGCUGAGGUCAAAGCAAGAAGUUGAUCUUCUCCGUGAAAAAGUCUACGCAACUCUGGAGGAAUACACCAGAGUCACCCAUCCAAAUGAUCCUGCCCGUUUCUCCAAAUUAUUGCUGCGCCUGCCUCCACUGCGGUCAAUUGGGUUGAAGUGUUUGGAGCAUUUGUUUUUCUUCCGGCUCAUUGGUGAUGUUCCCAUUGAUACGUUCCUCAUGGAAAUGUUAGAGUCUCCUGCUGAUCCAUAAUUUUUUUAAUAUACUUGUUUGAGAGGUGCGCACUCUUCUCUCAAGGUAGUCUGCAUUUAUUUCUAAUUUGUGUCACUAUGCCUUUUAGUUACGUUGUUAACAAUUAAACUGUCAGCCAAACUUGUUAAUGGUACUGCUCAUUUUAAUACAAAAGCACAUAUACUUCCAAGAAAAUCAUGUGCAGGGUCUUUCAGUAAUCUCUCAAUGUUUCAAGUUUGUUUAUUUUUGUUUGAUUCGAUGGUGAUAGAAAAAUUAAUUGAGAACUUAUUGUAACAGAAUGUCGAUUGUAGCUAAUGGAGUGUGUCUUAGAUGAUCUGUCUAACUUCCUGAACUUAGCAAUACCAAUUGUAGGCUGAAACAUAGUGUUUUAAUUUGCCUUCAUUGCACCAUUAAUGAGUUUCUGAUACUUUUUUUAUACUUAUUACUAUUGAUUUUGUGGAAAUUUUAAUUCUCUUCUUUGUAAAGAUCAAAAGUUAACUAUUUAUUUUCAUACAGAUUGGAGUAAUCUUAUUUUUUAGCCCUUAUUGUUUCUGUCUGUUGCCUAAGUGAAAGUUUAACACUUUGUGUAGUGUUAGUCAUUUGUUUUCACUUAAACCUACCUCUUACUUAAGUAAUAAAUCAUGUGAGUAAUUAGUGAAUGGUUUGAUCAGUGUCACUUCAAUUUUGUAAUAUACAGAUAUGUGAUGUUCGCAGUAAGCUUUACUUAGUACAGUAGUUGAGUGUUAUUCUGAACAGUAUUGUGAAAUUCUCAUUUUGAUUUGAGGUCUUAAGCCUUGGAGACACAAUUUGUUUUUUGGUGCUUGAUGUUGUCGUUUUAAUCCACUAUCUUUAAUAGUGGUGGUUAUUGGCUUAACUUUCUCUUUUGGGGUAUGUGAAAAUUCUCAUUACAGUCAGUAUACUUAAAAACCAUGAUGGUUGCUUUUAUCCUCUAUUUUGCAUUUGAUUGCAAGCUGAUUUUGCAUGGUUCCACAUCAGUCAUUUGUUCCCAUUGUUCUGAUUUAAUUCAUCCACCUUGUUCUAUGAACUGAUAUGUAGUUGGCAUGUAACUCAUCAUUAUUCCAUGUUUGCAGGGUGCAGCAUUGUCUCUUCUAGACCUACAUGUAUUUUCGAUAUCUUUUUUUUUUUUUUUUUAAAGGGAUAAGUGAUGUUAUCAGAUAUCCAAUGGGCAUAACGUAAAGGUGCUAUUACUGAUUUGUUUUUUGUUGUAUUUUUUUUUCUCUUUAAGUGAACAGAAUGUUAGACUCUUGACAGCUCUUGUACCAACUUUAUAAUUUAUGAUUUUAUGAAAUCACUGUGAAGGAUUUCUGCCAGUUCAUAGUUUACUGUAAGGCGUUUUGUUUUUUUCCUGUUUGGAAAGGUGAAUGAUCUUCGAAUUUGCUUUUUUUUAUUUAUCUUGAAAGCUAGUGAUAUAACUUUACUCAAUUAUCUGUAGGGUCUAUGUUAUUUGGGCUUUUACUGUGUACUUUGAUUAUUUAUUAUGAAAAUUUUCAAAAUUUAAUGUUGUAUUUCAUGUCUAGUUUAUGUAGAAGUUUUGUUAUUUUGUUUUGACUAGGAAGAGUGAUUAUGUCAUUUGCAUUUUCCAGAACUUUUGAAGGGACAAUCCAUGAGAUCAAUAUCAUAUGGGCCUCUUACACGAUGGUAAAUGAAUGGUACAUUAAGUACUUCUUGAGGCAUAUUUCAUUGUUUUAUUGGUUGUGACAGUUUAUUAGCAAAAGUUCGUUGUAAUUGUGGACUCAUUUGUAAAAACCGUUUAGGUGCAUUUCAUUAUGUAGUGAAAAUCAUGGUGCAAUGCUCGAACCCAUCUUGUAUUAACAUCUUAAGUGAUGUUUUUCUUCUUCUAAGUUCUUGUCCCCAUAUAGUAGUUGAUUUGUAAUGUUUAUGAUGAAAACUAAGUACAAAUUAUUAUUACUAUUUGUAGAUUAUCCUGAUUUAAUAUUUAAUGUUGAGUAAUUAAAAAUUAGAGUGUGAUGUUUCCUUAUUUUCUCUUUCAAAUUGUUAACAUUCAUUUCUUUUAAAAUUUCCAUUUUGUAAUUUUUCAUUGCUUACUCUUACCAUACAGAAACCAAGUGGGGGAAAACUUUGGCCUUCGUUCUAAUGUUAUGCCAAGAGAAACUUUUUAAAAUCUUUUAUGAAAUAGAAGAGAAAAUUAUCUUUCUAAAUAUUUGUGCUUAAUUUGACUGCCAUGAGCUUACUGAAGGUUCUGACACGUGAAAUCCUUGGGGUGCUGCAUUUCUGGAAAUAGGUUUCGUUUCUCAUGUUUUGAAGAGGUUCACUGGUUGAUUUCAAGUGCCUUAGCUUUCACAAAUGGCUUUGUCUUGAAAAGGCAUCUGGUACCUGUUGGCUGUUAUUAAGUAGUAAAUAAUGUUCCACAUUCCAAGCCCAAAGCUUCAAACUCAUUUGCUUUUUGUCAUUGUCCGGCCCACCUCAUAUCCUGUAGAGUUAAACACCUUUCAAAGUAACUCUCUAAUGAGUCUUUGGUGGCUUCCUCCCAACUAAGGUCUUGAUUUUAAAUUGGGCACGAAGAUUAAGCUUCCUUUUUAAUAACAAAAGAUUCUUCAAGCAAUACUGAUUUGCGUUGAAAAGACCAUUAAGAUUAGUGCCAGGCAUCUAGUCAGUAAAUUUGUAAGGUGGCAGAUGCUGUUGCAGAUUGUUUUGAUUCCUUCACAGGAGACAAGUAAAUGCUCUAAAAUUAAAAAUUUUUAUGCGGUUUAAGCUGCUUACAGCACCUCCUUGAAUAUCAUAUGGCAAUGAAAUUGUUUGUUAAAAGUUCUAAAGUAUAUGAUUGAAGGAAAUUUGUAGGUUUUAGAUGUUGUUUUAUAUGUUUUAUAUGAGUUUUUCUUUCUUGUUUUCAUGAUGAAAACAUGACUAUUUUUCAAAAGAUAAAAAUCAAGUUGAGUGAAUGUUAAGUUUCUUAUAGAGUUUUAUGAGACUUUCGUCAGAGUUGCACUUAGGUUGUGAACUUCUGCCUCUUAAAGGAGUGUAAGAAAUGGAAUUAUGUGCCUUGUGAUUAUACCUUUGUCACUGAUCAGAAAGUCGAAAGUUGGCAUGUCCUUUUAAAUAAAUAUUAUUUUUUUGUGAAUUUUCCGAACAAAGCAAGUCAGUUAAAUCAACUUUUAUACCUUAAGAUCAUGAAUAACAAGCACAGGAAUCCAUAUCUGCUCUUAUGAAUGCAUGAUAUACACGGGUCAAUAUGACCUUUAUCGAAUGGCUAGUGUUUGUAUUGUACAGAAGAUAUGUGAUACAAUUAUGUUUUUCAUCGUUGCCAGUUUGUAAAUCCUCAUUUUCAUUUUAAUAUGCUUCCUGUUGUGACCUUGAGCUUCUGUAUGAUUGCAGUCAAGGCUUCUGUGAAUUGGCUUAUAUUAUAAUUAUUGUAACAAUUUCAUGGUGUAUUUUUUUCCCUUUCUUUUUAUGAGAAGUAGGGUCUAUGUAGGUUUUGCUCCCAGCAAUGUGUCUGGUACUAUGCACAAUUGUCUUGAUUCUUUAGUACAGGUUCAUUUAUGAUCUACAUGUGUGAUGAUAUUAGUGCCCUGGUAUCUUCUUGAUGUCAUGUUCUUGUUUAAAGCAGUUCUUGUUAGAAUUAAUAAAGCACCUGUUCAAAAGUGUA
Thrips palmi is the source of this 5201-nucleotide messenger RNA. RefSeq names its product retinoic acid receptor RXR-alpha-B (gene usp). The transcript is spliced from 8 exons. The record is from RefSeq and is a predicted model, not a curated record. Gene Ontology annotation, molecular function: RNA polymerase II cis-regulatory region sequence-specific DNA binding; nuclear receptor activity; nuclear steroid receptor activity. NCBI's taxonomy places the organism in Eukaryota, Metazoa, Arthropoda, Insecta, Thysanoptera, Thripidae. The coding region runs from base 335 to 1597 and encodes 420 amino acids. Gene Ontology annotation, biological process: cellular response to ecdysone; positive regulation of transcription by RNA polymerase II; cell differentiation. Gene Ontology annotation, cellular component: nucleus; activator ecdysone receptor complex.